AUGACAUGCACUCAAUGUACAUGUGCUGCUCUAAUGGAUAAUGCCGUUGGAUGGAACUGUAUGACGAACAAUGGCACUUGUCAGUUAAUUAGCAACUAUUCAUCGAACACUGGCUAUUUUAUAGCAACAAUCAAUGGAUCGUUUUCCUGUCAGCAGCUCCCACCCGAACCAUUUCUAAGAAUAUCUGAUACAACAUUAACAAUUUCAACAGAAAAGCUAUCAGCGCUACUUCCAGUACUACAACAAGCAGCACCACAUCAAGUACAACCACGAGCAGCACCACAUCCCGCACAACCACAAGCAGCACCACAUCGCGCACAUCCAUGA
Messenger RNA from Adineta steineri, 327 nucleotides. NCBI's taxonomy places the organism in Eukaryota, Metazoa, Rotifera, Eurotatoria, Adinetida, Adinetidae. The record is from the annotation of a GenBank genome assembly.